AUGGACGGCAACGGUGACAUAACAAAGUUUAAUCUAAAUCGGACCAAGUUUUCGCAACCUGUAAAGCGUAUCAGCGAUGUUCAUGGCGCAAACGAUUUUCAGCGGUCCUUAACAAUGCAUCGGCUUCAGACUCACCUGGAGAAGUACCUUGAGAUGGUGCAUGGUGUUGACGUGCCUAGUAGCAGUUCCAACCCUAAUGUCAAUAGGUUUGUGAGAAUAUUGGAGAGGCUUGGAGAGUUGAUUAGUGAGACUCCGGCGAGGGCGGAUGCCCCACGGCGCUUUGGUAAUCUAGCGCGUCGCGACUGGCAAGAUAAAUUGGAAGCAGAGCAAGACAAGCUUUGGGAGGAGUUCCUCCCUAUAGCGUAUGGCCAGAUAUACAGGGAUAGUAUAAUAGAGUUGCGGUUUUACUUGGGUAGUUCAUUUGGAUCCAGAGAGCGGUUAGACUACGGCACAGGCCACGAAUUGGCAUUCCUUGCAGUGUUCGUUGCGGUUGAUAUGCUAGGAGUAUGGAACUUUGGAGGUGCAAAGUUUACUGGUGAGGAUUUCCUGUUUAUUUGGUAUAAGUACUAUGAACUGGUUCAUAGAUUAAUAUUGGAGUAUACGCUAGAGCCUGCGGGCUCGCAUGGUGUAUGGGGGCUGGACGACCAUAUGCACCUUCAAUACAUAAUAGGAGCAUCGCAGUGGGCUGGUGAGGAUAAAAAGGCUCCAAUACGACCUCCAGAAGUGCAGAAUUCGAAUAUUGUUGAGAGCUACGCGGCUACGAACCUUUACUGUAAUGCAAUUGCGUUUAUUUUCCGUGUGAAGUCCGGUCCCUUUGCACAGCAUUCACCAAUGCUGUUCGACAUUUCAAGAAAUGUUCUUAGUUGGAACAAAGUUGCAAGUGGAUUGAUCAAGAUGUAUCGUGUAGAGGUUCUGAGCAAGUUUCCCGUGGUUCAACAUUUUGGAUUUGGAACAGGCUUUUUCCCGUGGGUUGAUAUUACGAAGGGUAGAUCACUACCCGCCUAUGAGAACAACGAUGAUCAUGCGGAGACUACUGGGACAGUAUCGAUACAUACUAGUCCUCCAGUACUCGGGAAGACCAUGCGCCCUCUUCAACUUGCAGCUACCCAAGCUCCAACCACCGCUGCAAACGCUAAUAAUACAAUGCCGCCGCCACGUAUGACUGUUGGCGGGGGACAUAGCACAUUGGGGCGGUACACCGUGCCCAGAAGAUGA
Molecule: messenger RNA, 1215 nt
Organism: Eremothecium sinecaudum
Lineage: Eukaryota; Fungi; Ascomycota; Saccharomycetes; Saccharomycetales; Saccharomycetaceae
Gene: RRD1
Product: peptidylprolyl isomerase RRD1
Exons: 1
Coding region: 1-1215 (404 amino acids)
Biological process (GO): mitotic spindle organization
Cellular component (GO): protein phosphatase type 2A complex; cytoplasm; nucleus
Molecular function (GO): peptidyl-prolyl cis-trans isomerase activity; protein tyrosine phosphatase activator activity
Source: RefSeq, a predicted model, not a curated record